AGAGAAGGUGGAGAGCCACCGCGGGCCGAGACUUUAAAUCGCCUUCAUUUCCCCCAAAUCCUUCCUUUUCCUCUCCUCCCCCAGGCCGGCGGGGAGGCAGCUUCCACCGCCCUCCGCGCGCCCUCGCCCGGCCUCGCUCUGCCUCCGGGGACCGCCAGCAGCCCGCCUCCAAAAGUUUGAUCAUCUCUCUUUCCCCCCCUGCUUCUUCUUCCUUUUCGGUAGAAGCAGAAAAAGAGCGAGGCAGGGGCGAGCGCGGCGCCGGGACUCCUGGGACCAUGGGCCUGGCGCGGGCGCCCGCGGGGCCCCGGCCGCGCUGCCUGCCUGCUCGGGCGCCCCUGGGCGCGGGGCUGCGCUGGGGGGGGUUUCUCUUCACCUGGAUCUUAGUGUCAUUUGUCUGUCACCUGGCCUCCACCCAAGGAGCUCCUGAAGAUGUGGACGUCCUCCAGCGUCUCGGCCUCAGCUGGACAAAGGCAGGGGGUGGCCGGAGCCCCCCGCCCCCGGGGGUCAUUCCGUUCCAAUCAGGCUUCAUCUUCACGCAGCGGACCCGGCUCCAGACCCCCACAGCCGCCGUCAUUCCCGCCUCCCUGGGCACAGAGCUGGCUCUGGUGCUGAGCCUCUGCUCCCACCAGGUGAACCAUGCCUUCCUCUUCGCCGUCCGCAGCCGGAAACACAAGCUGCAGCUGGGCCUGCAGUUUCUCCCCGGCAAGACGGUCCUCCACCUGGGGCCCCGGCGCUCGGUGGCCUUUGACCUCGACGUGCAUGACGGGCGCUGGCAUCACCUAGCUCUGGAGCUCCGCGGCCGCACCGUCACCCUGGUGACGGCCUGCGGGCAGCACCGGGUGCCUGUCCCGCUGCCUUUCCACAAGGACCCAGCACUCGACCCCGAGGGCUCCUUCCUCUUUGGGAAGAUGAACCCACACGCGGUCCAGUUUGAAGGUGCCCUGUGCCAGUUCAGUAUCUACCCUGUGACGCAGGUCGCUCACAAUUACUGUACCCACCUGAGAAAGCAGUGUGGACAGGCCGACACAUACCGGCCCCAGCUGGGACCCCUCCUUCCCCGAGACCCUGGCGCAACCUUCAGCUUCCAGACCAACCUUGCCCUGCGAGGCCUGGGGAACCUGACCACUGCCGCACCAGCCCUGGGGUCGCGGCCAGCAAGCAGGGAUCCCAGGGGGACUGUGGUGCCUGCCACACCCACCAAGCCCCUAAGGACUAGCAUCACAGACCCUCACCAGCGUGCUGCAGCCAGGGGCCCAGCACGGACCCCGCUGCCACCUGCCAAGCUGUCAGCCGGUGAAGUGCUUCCUCCCGUGCCCCCAGCCUCUCGUGCCGCCUCCGCCACACCUGUCCAGCCGUUGCAGAAGAGCACGGCCACCGGGAGCCCCAGACGUCAUCCGGCUAGGCUUUCAGCCACUCCUCCUUCCACAGGCCCUGUCAAAAACCCCCGCCCCACGCAGAAGGCAGCUCGGCCUUCCUUCACAAAGUCAGCCCCCCCCACCAAGAAGCCUGUGCCAUCCACCUCCCACCCACUUCCUGCCAAAGCCUCCCGACCCUCCGUGAGGCCGAUCCAGAGGACCCCUGUAACGCCCAGACCUCCGCUACCCGACGCUCAGACCCUACUUCUGGCCACUGGAUCCUCCAAAACGCCUUUCUCCCCAGUGGGCCAGAAUGAGGCCAAGAUGAGUCGUCAUGCCAGUGAGCCAGCCACUGCCCACACCAGCACCCUCAGACCGCCUCAACCCACUGUUCUGUCCCUGUCACCUGUCCCCCGUCCUGACUCUACCGGGACCACCCCACCACCAGCCACAUCGUUGCCGCCCACCCUUGCUCCUGGCUCAGGCCCCACCAGAACCAAGAAACCCUCUGGAUCAGAAGCCACAAGGAAAGCCAGACCCAAGAGCAGCCCCCGGAAGCCCGUCCCCCUCAGACCUGGGAAGGCAGCCAGGGAUGUCCCGUUGAAUGAUCCGACAACCCGGCCCAGCCCCAGACAGUCCCGGCCCAGCCGGCCGACCACCUCGGCCCCGGCAUUUGCCCCAGCGCGAUUCCUGUCCUCCAGUCCCUGGCCUACAAGUCACAGCUAUUCAUUCUUCCACCUGGCGGGACCCACGCCUUUCCCGUUGCUGAUGGGACCUCCAGGGCCCAAGGGAGACUGCGGUUUGCCGGGUCCCCCUGGGCUGCCUGGGCUCCCUGGACCCCCUGGUGCACGGGGGCCUCGGGGUCCUCCUGGGCCUUAUGGAAACCCAGGCCUCCCCGGCCCUCCUGGAGCCAAAGGACAGAAAGGGGACCCAGGGCUCUCACCAGGAAAGGCCCACGAUGGGGCAAAGGGCGACGUGGGCUUGCCUGGGCUCUCUGGGAAUCCAGGACCUCUUGGACGAAAGGGACACAAGGGCUAUCCUGGACCGGCGGGGCACCCUGGAGAACAGGGGCAGCCAGGACCUGAGGGCAGCCCAGGGGCCAAAGGUUACCCUGGCAGGCAGGGGUUACCCGGACCGGUAGGAGACCCUGGCCCCAAAGGCAGCCGGGGCUACAUUGGACUCCCAGGGCUCUUCGGCCUGCCGGGGUCUGAUGGAGAGAGAGGCCUGCCUGGCGUUCCUGGCAAGAGGGGCAAGAUGGGUAGGCCGGGGUUUCCUGGAGACUUUGGGGAAAGAGGCCCUCCUGGACUGGAUGGAAACCCUGGAGAGCUGGGCCUGCCAGGGCCCCGAGGAGUCCCCGGCCUCAUUGGCGACAUGGGAGCACUGGGUCCGACUGGCUAUCCAGGACCCAAGGGCCUGAAGGGACUGAUGGGGAACAUGGGGGAGCCUGGACUGAAAGGUGAUAAGGGUGAACAAGGGGUUCCCGGUGUGUCAGGAGAUACCGGAUUCCAAGGAGACAAGGGGAGCCAGGGGUUGCCAGGGUUCCCAGGCGCACGGGGGAAGCCAGGGCCUCUGGGCAAAGUUGGAGACAAGGGAUCCCUUGGGUUUCCUGGGCCUCCUGGCCCCGAGGGGUUCCCCGGAGACAUCGGCCCCCCUGGGGACAACGGCCCAGAAGGCAUGAAGGGUAAGCCUGGAGCUCGAGGCCUGCCGGGACCCCGUGGGCAGCUGGGGCCCGAGGGAGAUGAGGGACCCAUGGGGCCACCCGGGGCCCCUGGCUUAGAGGGCCAGCCUGGCAGAAAGGGGUUUCCUGGUAGGCCCGGCCUGGAUGGCGUGAAGGGAGAGCCGGGUGACCCUGGACGGCCAGGGCCAGUGGGUGAGCAGGGACUGCUGGGAUUCAUUGGUCUGGUCGGGGAGCCGGGGAUCAUGGGAGAAAAGGGUGACCGGGGCAUGAUGGGACCCCCAGGCGCACCUGGACCCAAGGGAUCGAUGGGUCAUCCUGGAACUCCCGGUGCGGUUGGGACCCCUGGAGAGCCCGGACCCCGGGGUCCUCCAGGAUCUCGAGGUCCACCAGGCAUGAGGGGAGCAAAGGGACUCCGGGGCCCCCGAGGACCAGAUGGACCAGCCGGGGAGCAGGGAUCCAGGGGCCUCAAGGGCCCUUCAGGACCUCAGGGCAGACCGGGCCAGCCCGGGCAACAGGGUGCGGCCGGUGAGCGAGGGCACUCGGGAGUGCGAGGCUUCCCGGGCAUCCCGGGUCCCUCAGGCCCUCCGGGCACCAAGGGCCUCCCAGGAGAACCGGGCCCUCAGGGACCCCAGGGACCACUUGGCCCUCCUGGAGAGAUGGGACCUCAGGGGCCUCCCGGUGCAGUAGGAGAGCCGGGCCUUCCUGGGGAAGCCGGGAUGAAGGGUGACCUUGGGCCUCUGGGCACCCCUGGGGAGCAGGGCCUCAUUGGGCAGCGGGGAGAGCCGGGCCUUGAGGGUGACGGUGGCCCUGCAGGGCCCGAUGGGCUGAAGGGGGACAGAGGUGACCCCGGGCCUGAUGGUGAACGUGGUGACAAGGGUCAGGAGGGACUGAAGGGCGAGGAUGGGCCCCCCGGGCCCCCUGGCAUCACUGGCGUCCGGGGUCCUGAAGGAAAACCAGGGAGGCAAGGCGAGAAGGGCCGGACAGGAGCCAAGGGUGCCAAGGGCUACCAAGGACAGCUGGGUGAGAUGGGCGUCCCUGGAGACCCCGGACCCCCUGGCACCCCAGGCCCUAAAGGGUCCCGGGGCAGCCUGGGACCAACGGGUGCUCCGGGACGGAUGGGGGCCCAAGGAGAACCGGGACUGGCUGGUUAUGAUGGACACAAAGGCGUCAUGGGCCCCCUCGGACCUCCUGGACCAAAGGGCGAAAAGGGGGAGCAGGGCGAGGAUGGCAAGGCCGAGGGGCCCCCUGGGCCACCUGGAGAUCGGGGCCCCGUAGGCGAUCGAGGAGACCGCGGGGAGCCAGGGGACCCUGGAUACCCUGGGCAGGAGGGUGUGCAAGGCCUCCGUGGAGACCCAGGCCAGCAGGGCCUACCAGGGCAUCCAGGACCCCGGGGACGUCCAGGACCCAAAGGAUCGAAAGGGGAAGAGGGACCAAAGGGAAAGCAAGGCAAGGCAGGGGCACCUGGACGAAGGGGGAUUCAGGGCCUGCAGGGGCUGCCAGGGCCUCGGGGCGUGGUGGGGAGACAGGGCCCCGAGGGGAUGGCUGGACCAGAUGGGUUUCCUGGCCGGGAUGGUCAAGCAGGACAGCAGGGGGAGCAGGGAGAUGAUGGGGACCCUGGCCCCAUGGGCCCUGCAGGGAAGAGAGGAAACCCAGGUGUGGCCGGCUUGCCUGGAGCACAGGGGCCCCCAGGAUUCAAGGGUGAAAGUGGAUUGCCGGGGCAGCUGGGCCCGUCUGGCAAACGAGGGACAGCAGGUGGAACCGGGCUUCCUGGGAACCAGGGGGAGCCUGGAUCCAAAGGCCAGCCGGGCGACUCUGGCGAGAUGGGCUUCCCAGGAAUGGCCGGCCUCUUUGGACCCAAGGGCCCUCCUGGAGACAUCGGCUUGAAAGGCAUCCAGGGCCCUCGGGGGUCCCCCGGCUUGAUGGGAAAGGAAGGCAUCAUUGGCCCCCUCGGAAUCCUGGGACCUUCAGGACGCCCGGGUCCAAAGGGUGACAAAGGCAGCCGAGGGGACUUGGGACUGCAAGGUCCGAGGGGUCCUCCUGGUCCCAGAGGCCGGCCUGGCCCACCGGGUCCUCCAGGGAGCCCUAUCCACUUUCAGCAAGAUGACCUUGGAGCAGCUUUCCAGACGUGGAUGGACACAAAUGGCGCACUGAAAGUAGAGGGUUACAGCCAUCCAGACCGGCUGGUGCUGGACCAGGGAGGGGAGAUCUUUAAAACCUUACACUACCUCAGCAACCUCAUCCAGAGCAUUAAGACGCCCCUGGGCACCAAAGAGAACCCUGCCCGGGUCUGCCGAGACCUCAUGGACUGUGAGCAGAAGAUGGUGGACGGUACCUACUGGGUGGAUCCAAACCUUGGCUGCUCGUCCGACACCAUCGAAGUUUCCUGCAACUUCACACAUGGUGGACAAACGUGUCUCAAGCCCAUCACGGCCUCCAAGGUCGAGUUUGCUGUCAGCCGGGUCCAGAUGAAUUUUCUGCACCUGCUAAGCUCGGAAGUGACACAGCACAUCACCAUCCACUGCCUUAACAUGACCGUGUGGCAGGAGGGCACGGGGCAGACCCCAGCCAAGCAGGCUGUGCGCUUCCGGGCGUGGAACGGGCAGAUCUUUGAAGCAGGUGGUCAGUUCAGGCCAGAAGUGUCCAUGGAUGGCUGCAAGGUCCAGGAUGGCCGCUGGCAUCAGACGCUUUUCACCUUCCGGACCCAGGACCCGCAGCAGCUGCCCAUCGUCAGCGUGGACAACCUCCCUCCUGCCUCAUCAGGGAAGCAGUACCGCCUCGAAGUUGGACCUGCGUGCUUCCUCUGACCUCUGACCUCCUGGCUCCUCUAGGCCUUGAGGGGGAGGGAGGAGGAGGAGGAGGCAAAGGGAGGGUCCUUAGGGGCAGGUGGGCCCAGGAGAGACAGCUCACCUGCCCAAGGAUUCCUGGGUAGGGCCCCAGCUGUCGUCUGCCCAGUAAAAGUGGCUGGGGGGUGGCAGGGAACGGUGUAUCCUUGGGACCAACUGAUCCCAGCUCAGCCCCAAAGACCGACCAAAGAGCCAGCCAGAGCAAGCUGGGCCUGCAACCCGCCUGAGCCCUGCGGCCUGUCUCCCAGCUCUGCCCUCCCCAGCUUCCUGCCCAAAGAGCCCCACGUUCUAGCCAGCUUGAGGGGAGGGGGCGUCUCGCCAGCUGGUCCCUGCCAGGGAGCUUUGAUGUGCAAUAUUAGAGAGGAGACAUGAAAAAAAGGAGAAAAGGAAAGGAAGAAGUAUAUAUAUUUUAUUUAAACAAACACAGAGAAGGUGCAUUACUAUUUUUUCACCUGGGAAGGAGGGGAGGGAAGAAGCAGCCAGAGGGUGGGAAGCAGUGGAGGCCGAGAGGGGGCAGCGCGACCCUCGGGGCCGGAGGUGCCCACGCUAGCUACCUCCCACUGUGAAAUCGCUGGUGCUCGCUGUCUCAUAGUGUAUGUGAUUUUUUUUUUUUAAGGAAAAAAAAAAGCCUAUUUAAGAUUCUGAAGGUGCUACCAUUUUUUGCCACAGACUCUGAAGAACCGUUUUGAUGUGGGGUGUCAUGCACAUGUGGUGCUCUCCUCCAAAUGACAAAGUUUGGGGAAUUUGAACAUGUUCCGAGUAGCACCCUUGUGCUCAUCAGGUAAUCGACUAAGCAGGGGGAAGGAAAAAGGAAAAAAAAAAAAAAAAAAAAAAAAAAAAAAAAAAGCAAAGCCGAACAAAGAAAAAGAAAAAAAAAGAAAAAAAGUAAAAAAAAAAAAAACAAAAAACCCCUACCAGAAACAGAAGCAGAAAGAUUCACCUUUUUAAUUUAUGGAUUUUGAAAUGUUUGUCCUUCUAAGGCAGGGGGAGGCCUGAGCAUGAAGGAAUUUGGGCUCGGCCUGGUCACGGUCCUGGAGGGAAGAUAGGCUUAUCUUGGAAGGUGCGAUCUAAGCUGGAGAGUCAGGGGUUGCAGCCUUGACUUUGAAGAAACCAGUUUUAAGAGCGGUGUUGGGUCAGCGCUGGCCUGGAGGUGACAUAGCAACAUGGAACCAUCUCACCACACCACAUCCUCCCUCCCAGAGCUUGUCCCUGCCAAGAUGAGGCCAUCACUCUUGCUUUUCCAUUGUCAUUAAGUCCUCUAGAAACCCCGCGUCAUUAGCUCCAAGGGUAAAUGUGGGCUGAGGAGAAAGACUGACGGCAGGAAUCUCGGGGUUCCGCGUGACUGGGGGAUAGUCAGUGUAAUCUGGGCUGUCCUUUAUCAGACAACCAGUCAGCCCAGGUUGGAUUUUGAGGUUAUUUUAAGUAUGGAAUUAUUUUUAUAGAAGGGGAAGUUUUAUGUGAACGUCUGUUUGUGUCUUCUUUUUUAUUUUCUCUAAAAGUCGUGUCUCUUUGGGAAUUGGAUUUGAUUUUCAUUAUUUAAUACCUCACUCUGGCCCACCUUCCCCACCGGACACUUCCUGUAUAUGCCUCGCCCUCCCGCCCCAACCCAGACGCUCCCCACGGAAGUGCGUUCUUGUAGCAGCUUGGGCCUCAUCUCAGCCCUCGGUUUCCCCACACCGCCAGUCUCCACCUGGCCUCUGUCUCGUUCUUGGGAUUUUCUGCUGUCCUUGUUUGUGUCUGUCCACAAUGUCAGUGUGUUAAAACCCCAGUGGGUUCCGUUUCUCCUUUUUCCCUUCUGGAUUUUAAAUAAAUAUUUAAAACUGAGGCAAUGGAA
Messenger RNA from Felis catus (domestic cat), 7710 nucleotides. It is a transcript of the gene COL27A1, whose product is annotated as collagen type XXVII alpha 1 chain. Bases 276 to 5837 code for a protein of 1853 amino acids. The transcript has 61 exons. The record is from RefSeq and is a predicted model, not a curated record. Gene Ontology annotation, molecular function: extracellular matrix structural constituent. Lineage: Eukaryota; Metazoa; Chordata; Mammalia; Carnivora; Felidae.